GGGGGCGGGUGGGGCAGGGCCGGCAUCUUACCCGCUCGUCGAACAUGCGCUCGAGCGCGGAGGCGUCGACUCAGCGGGGGUCUCAUCUUUCGUUCGCCGGAUGGGGAAGAGCUACCAAAGGUGUACUCAAGAUGUACUCAAGGUUGCAUCCUGCAUCCGUAUCCGUAUCCGCAUCUGUGUUUGAAUGUAGCAGUAUAGUAGACUCAUCAAGGAGAGAGACCGUCGUUCCGUGAUUGAGAUUUGAUAUCGAUGAACGAAGAUGAUCGAUGCGUCGAGUACCAUAGCCUCAAACCGAUUCACGUCUCAGCACCACCCCACAUCGCACUCUCACUCCCUAUUUCCACCCCUCGUAUUUCACGCUUUCGCGCCCAAAACGCAACACCACGCAAACGAAAUAAAAAAAUUUCAUUUUCUCAAUAUUUCACAAAAAGAGAGAGUGUGUGUGGGAGAGAGAGGGGGGGACGGAAUAUUAAAACUACAAAUAGCUUAUCAACAGAUUUUUUUCCAGUGUCGCACCGAUUGACACCGAGAGAUAGAUAGAUAAAAAAUGACUAAGAGU
Serpula lacrymans var. lacrymans S7.9 is the source of this 559-nucleotide messenger RNA. RefSeq lists its product as uncharacterized. The record is from RefSeq and is a predicted model, not a curated record. The transcript has a single exon. Lineage: Eukaryota; Fungi; Basidiomycota; Agaricomycetes; Boletales; Serpulaceae. The coding region runs from base 250 to 540 and encodes 96 amino acids.